Messenger RNA from Drosophila busckii, 3124 nucleotides. Its product is annotated as lysosome membrane protein 2. The coding region runs from base 939 to 2705 and encodes 588 amino acids. The record is from RefSeq and is a predicted model, not a curated record. The transcript is spliced from 7 exons. Lineage: Eukaryota; Metazoa; Arthropoda; Insecta; Diptera; Drosophilidae. Gene Ontology annotation, molecular function: scavenger receptor activity. Gene Ontology annotation, cellular component: membrane; cytoplasm.
UAACAGCUAGACAGAGGCAGAGCUAAAGGCAGCGGCCAGGCAGCAGGCAGAGACAGGCAGCAUGCGCGCACUCGUUUGAAUACGCGUCGUAGUAAUAACUUGUUUAGCGGGCGGAUCGGCCGAAAUUCUAUAAAGCACACAUAAAUGUUCUGCUUGUAAAUUGAAUCUAAUCGUAUUGUGCGUGUGUUUCGAUAGCUUCAUACAUACAAUCAAGGAAUUGUGAAAAAUAUUAACUAAUCUUAAUCGCUAAUUAUCGCUACGCAAAAAAACUUAAAACUAUUCAUUUGUGUGAGUGUGUUUGUAGAUGCGCUUGUGCCAACUGGGCAAGCAAAGUAUACUCAUUAAACACCUUAAAACUUAAUAAGCGCUUAACUACAGCUGCUGGAAAAACUAAUGUAGCGAGUCAAGAAAACAAAGCAGCUGUAGCUAGCAAACAAAAGCAACAAAAACGACAACAAAGUGAAGUGGGAGCGCUGAACAACAAAAUAAUAAACAAAAACCGGAAUCAGAACGAACACAAGCACACAUAUAGCAUGUGUGUAUGUACAUAUAUACAUUUGUAUGCAACUGUGUACGACACAAUAACACAACAAGUCCAAAUGCGUGGCGCAGUACUAUAAAAAAAGCUCAGUAAUAUAGUGGCACAACAGUAGUCACAGCUUCAAAGUAUAGCUGUAUAUUGACAAAAAUUAUUAAUUUAAACGUCAAAUGCUUCGUAGUUUACAGAACGACGCUCUUUUCAUCGUUUACAGUAGAAGUGCAUGCCACUCUCUCACUUGUUGCUUGGACGCUCUCUCGCAGUGUGUGUGUGCAUUCAUCAACAACAAGGCAGGCGUUAUCAGUCAAUGAGCCAGCGGCUGACAAAAGCUGACUGGUACUAGCAUCAGUUAACCUUUAAAGACUUCAAAACGCCCGCACAACGACAAAUCGACUUGCAAAUGUAUCUUAAUUCAUACACAUCAAUCAUGUCACAGCCAUAUGGAUUAUGCAAUGGUAUGAUGCAGCCUAGUGCUCCCACACUUGAAGAUCUCGCAGUAGAAAGUAAAUCAAAGUCCAAUACGCUCUCCUCGCAACGAAAUGGAGCUUACAGUGGAUACAGCGGUAGUCCGGAGAAGCAAACUGUGUUCGAUAUGACUUUAAAGUCAUUGGGAUUAACGAAUCUAACGUCCAAGGAUAUGCGCACAUUGAUAAUGCUGGGUUUCAUGUUUCUGUUAUUUGUGAUAAGCGUGACUGGAUUCUUUGUAAUGUGGUUCACCGAAUACUACAAUAAUACCAUGUUGGAGAAUAUAGUUUUAGCUAAGAACUCCGAGACAGCAAAGAGUUGGCUCAAUCCGGAUUCCAAAUAUGAUACUCAGCUUAAAGCGCAUAUAUUCAACUACACGAAUAUAUAUGACUAUUUGGAAGGAAGGGCGGAGAAAAUACAUGUAGAAGACUUGGGACCAUUUACCUAUCAAGAGCACACUAUAAAAGAUCAAGUGUCAUUUAAUGAUAAUCACACAGUGACGUUUAGAGAUCGGAAAUCGUAUAAAUUUCUGCCUGAGAAAUCUACGCAGCCUGAACUCGCUAACGUUUUAGUGCCGAAUGUGCCCCUGCUCUCAGCUGCAGUCCAUGUGAACCGCAUGCCCGCGUUUAAACGAUUGGCAGUAAACGGUGUUAUAAGAUUGUUUGAUGAGCCUUUGUUCAAGCCACUGACUGCCAAAAAAUUUCUUUGGGGCUAUCGGGAUAAGAUAAUAAGCCUGGAUUCGCUUGGUGGCGGUAAAACACACUUUGGCCUGCUAAAAAAUCGUAAUGGUACAAGCGUGGACUCUGUACAGCUAAAUACCGGCGAGGACGACAUUUCAAAGCUCAGCAUCAUAACACAGUUCAAUGGCAAGCCACAGUUAGACUUUUGGGAAGGUGACGAGUGCAAUCGCAUUGAUGGCAGUGAACCAUCCAUGUUCUCGCCUAAUUUAUUACAAAAUCGCAGUAGCGUUUAUGUUUUUCUCCAAGUACUUUGUCGCAAGGUGCCUUUGUAUUUUGAACGCGAAGAAACUAUUUAUAAUGACAUUGAUGUACUGCGCUAUAUAACGCCUCUGGAUGUGUUUGCAAAUCCCGCUGAGAAUCCAGAUAACGCAUGCUAUUGUCGCAACACAGAUACUUGUCUCCCCAGCGGCGUUAUAAACGCCACCAGAUGUUAUGAUGAUGCACCCAUCUUUCCUUCAUUUCCACAUUUCUAUACGGGCGACCCGGUGCUAUAUGCAGACUUCGAGGGCAUUAGACCCGAUGCAGACAUACAUCAGACAUAUGCGGAAAUCCAUCCACGCUUUGGCUUUCCCGUUGGAGGUGCCUCACGUGUACAAAUUAAUAUAAUGUUGCAUAAAACGCCGCUGCUACGCAAUCAGGGACACCGCCUAAAAGACCGAAUUAUCUUGCCACUCAUCUGGAUAGAGAUCACGAAUGGUGAUUUCAAUGACGAUGUCCUGCACACUCUUUACGUUUCCACCUUUGGUUUAGAUGCCAUUCAACUGGCGCUCAAAUAUGGCACACUGCUUGUCUCAGUCAUAUCCUUUAGCCUGAUUGUUGCCAGCGUAUAUUAUUUAAACAAUCGCCGCGAGGAACAGCAACAGAUGGAGCAUAAGAAAUCCUCACCAGAGCUGGAGGUGCUCAAUGGCACUGCUCAGGCCAAUGGGGCCUCCAUCACGGUUCAAAUGCAGAUGGCUGCCUAAAAUUGACUUCAUUUGUUUAUAAGUGCCAUUAGAUUAGACUUUUAGGAAUUUUCGAAUUUUAUUGCGAUAUUAUUAGCCUAGGAACGAACAAAAACAAUCUUUUGUAGACUAACAAAAAUGUAUAUAUGUAGUUAUGUUGUACAAUUAAGAGUCUUGUAGUAGCCAACACGCGACUUCUAUACCUCUACACAUAUAUUAAUAAGACAGUAGUACUUACACUCACACAAAUACACGCUAACUAUGUGCAAUUCGGUCGCCACUCACGCUACUACAAUACUAGUACCCCGCUCAGAUUAUUUUUGGAUGAAUUUUGUGUUUAUUCAAGGACUAAGUGUUAGGAUCGCUUUAGCUUUUAUAUGCAUGUAAAUAAUUGUUUUUAAUGAUUUCCAUGUACGGAUAAAUAAAUGUUUAAUAAACAA